CUCUUUUUUAUUUGUUUUCACCGUUUAAAAGCAAUGGGCUACGCGACUUUAGAUGCAGCAUUGGCCUUUCCCAAGAACGUUCCGCCCAUGCGACAACAUAUCGUUAUCACAGACACCGUCAAGUCGGAUGCCAACUUUCUGAUUCAUCACUUUGUCGGCAAUCAGUUAAAGGGCGAUCGGCACGUUGUCCUUGUCGGCAUGGCUCAGAUCUUUAACCACUAUUUUCUGAUCAGCCGUAAAUUGGGAAUUAAUCUUCAAUCUUACAAACAAUCAGGACGUUUCUGCUUCAUUGACGGCCUAACUCACCUUACUUCCUACACAGACGGCACCCCUUAUCCUCCUGCUCGUGCACCGACAUCACCGGCCGAUACGUUAAAUGGAUCAAAGAUACCACAAAAUGCAUGCUUGCGUACCUUUUACGAUGUCAUCAAACGCCAUGUAACUGAUAAGCAGCAUCCUCUUCUUAUCAUUGACGAUGCCAGCAUAUUUAUGCUGAGCGGAUUCGGUAUUGGACCUGUGUCCAUGUUCAUCAACAAACUUCGGGUGCUGAUGGAAUCGGUGGACGGCACAUUAAUGACGAUUAUUCACGCUGAUGAGGAAGGAACAGAGGAUCCCGAGCAGGAUGCGUUUGUCAAAUCGGUGCUGUCAACGGCUCAUCUUGUUCUCCAAGUGCAGGCACUCGGAAGCGGAUUAGCAAGAGACGUUCACGGGCAGCUGUCAAUCAUACACGGUCCGAAAUGUUUACCACAAGCUGCGAAUCAAAUCAUUCCUCAAUCCUUGCACUAUCGAAUUCUCGAUAAUAAUGCGCACUUUUUUGCCAAGGGCAUCUCUCAGGGUGUUCUGUAAUAAAAUAUCGAAAACUUUCAUCUGUUGUUUUCAUGUGCCUGAGUACUACUGUAUGCUAUACCG
Messenger RNA from Radiomyces spectabilis, 909 nucleotides. RefSeq lists its product as uncharacterized. The transcript is spliced from 3 exons. The coding region runs from base 34 to 846 and encodes 270 amino acids. NCBI's taxonomy places the organism in Eukaryota, Fungi, Mucoromycota, Mucoromycetes, Mucorales, Radiomycetaceae. Gene Ontology annotation, biological process: tRNA wobble uridine modification. Gene Ontology annotation, cellular component: elongator holoenzyme complex. The record is from RefSeq and is a predicted model, not a curated record.